Messenger RNA from Emys orbicularis (European pond turtle), 813 nucleotides. Its product is annotated as ferritin light chain-like. Gene Ontology annotation, biological process: iron ion transport; intracellular iron ion homeostasis. The transcript is spliced from 3 exons. Bases 1 to 813 code for a protein of 270 amino acids. Gene Ontology annotation, molecular function: ferrous iron binding; ferric iron binding. The record is from RefSeq and is a predicted model, not a curated record. Gene Ontology annotation, cellular component: cytoplasm. Lineage: Eukaryota; Metazoa; Chordata; Testudines; Emydidae.
AUGGCCGAGCCCCGGCUGAAGAAGCGCCGGGGCAGCCUGCCCGUGUGCCCCGGCCACCGGCUCGCGGUUGGCAGCCGGGCGAGGCAGAACUUCCCGGCGGCGGUGGAGGAAGGCCUGUGCGGGGUCACCAGCGCCCUGCUGGAGCUCUCCUACCGCCUCCAGGCGCUGGGUGAAGUUUUUGAUCAGUCUGACGUGGCUCUACCAAACUUUUCAAAGUUUUUCCGGCACCAGGCUAAAGAAGAGAAGGAAGCUGCAGAGGCCAUGCUGAAAUACCUACAAGAGAGAGGAGGCCAUUACUGUACCAGAAUCAUCCAGAGACCAAACUGUGAACAUGUAUCCAAUGUGGUGAAGGCCCUUGAAGUAGCAUUGGUUCAAUGGAAAACAGUGACAGGAUAUUUUGAAGAGCUUUAUGCCCUGAGCAUUGAAAAUGCAGACCCUCAUAGUGCAAGUACUAUUAAGAAACAAUUUAUUGAACCCAAGAUCCGGAAGAUCAAGUUGAUGGGAGACCUCCUGACCAAUGCUCACAGGCUUGAGUGUUCCCAAGAUGGCAGAGGCAACCUUGGAGACUACCUUAUGGAACGGUUACAGGAAGAGCUAAAAACAGGCAUAGAGACAGAUUCUAGGCACCACUGCACCCCUUGUACAUCUCUUCAGCAAUGUAGAGGGACUGCAAAGGGGUUGCAAUGGCCCCCAAAAGAAUUCUCCCAGAAGAGCAGCAGCAUAGGGCCAAUGCAUGCAAACCAGUGCUGUCCCUCCUCACAGUCUCUGUGCAAGGAUAUGCCAGGGGCAAAACGGAGGCAAGAGAAGGAAUAG